Molecule: messenger RNA, 2603 nt
Organism: Biomphalaria glabrata
Lineage: Eukaryota; Metazoa; Mollusca; Gastropoda; Planorbidae
Product: cell division cycle protein 20 homolog
Exons: 12
Coding region: 561-2156 (531 amino acids)
Biological process (GO): positive regulation of ubiquitin protein ligase activity; anaphase-promoting complex-dependent catabolic process; positive regulation of anaphase-promoting complex-dependent catabolic process
Cellular component (GO): anaphase-promoting complex
Molecular function (GO): anaphase-promoting complex binding; protein binding; ubiquitin ligase activator activity
Source: RefSeq, a predicted model, not a curated record
UGGAUUCGUACUGUCAAAACGUGAUUUUCUCUCACAGUGUUAUCUUUAAUUAUCUAGAUUUUAGACCUAAUCUAGAUUAAAUAUUUAUUGUCAAAUUAUUAAAGGCUAAAUAAAUAUAGAACUUGAUUAUAAAGCUUCAGACGCGUUUUCCUUCCCUAGAUCUAUAUUAUAGACUCUACACCGCGAUUGACUGGCACUGCCACUGACCACUGGCUUGCAUGACUGCUAAGGCUACGCCGGCUACGGCUAAGACCUAACUUGACCUAAGUGUUCUAAGUCAGGCUAAGUUAGUAAGUAAGUGCAGCAGCUAAGUCAACUAAGACGUCUUAGUGACUACUCUGAAUGACUCAUUCACUGUGACCCUUGUUUAUGCAUUUUUUGUAGUAUAGGUGAAUUGACUGUUUAGCAAGUGGACAUCACACAUGAGCUAUUGCUAGACUGUCACUCCUGAGUCCAUUGUUGUACUGUGUCCAUUGUUGUACUGAGCCCAUUGUCUUGGAGCUUGAGGAAAUUAGCUUAUUUAUAAAGCAUAAAUAAAAUAUUCAAAACACUGUUAGCAGAUGGCUCAUUUAAAUUUUGCUAAGGAUAUUAAUGAAGUUGUAAGGUUGGAUGGACCCAUGCAAGGUGGACCUCUAAUGAGAUGGCAAAGAAAAGCUCAAGAAACUUCACUUAGAUCACACACGGAUAAUGGAUCUUCAUCACCUUUGAAAAUUAAACCUAGAACUCCUGGAAAAGGAUUGCCAAGUUCUUCAUGUGUCGCUGGAGCCAAAACACCAAAGUCACCAGGUGGCUGCAAGACUCCAGGAGGAAAGAGUGGUGAAAGUUUAAAUGGAAGCCGCAGUAGCAAAAAGACUAAAACACCCAGCAACAAGACACCAGGCAGACAACAGGAUAGAUUUAUUCCUUGCCGUUCAACCACAGACAUGGAGUAUGGCCACUAUGCUUUGAUGAAAAAAUGUGAGGAUGAUGUAGAAAAUGAGGCUGCCAAUGGCAAUGAAAACAAACAGGAAUACCAGGAACAAUUAAAGGAAGCAAUGGAGGUGAAGGAUUGCAAGAUUCUCAACUUCCGAACUAAAGCCCCAGCAGCUAGCAAUUCCAACAAUUUACAUGUGCUGUACAGUUGUGGUAAAGUGGGUGCCAAACAGUCCACAAGUUCAAGAUUUAUUCCCAAAGAGCCAGACCGUAUCUUAGAUGCCCCAGAGAUGCUGGAUGAUUACUACCUAAACCUAAUGGACUGGUCGCAAAACAACAUUUUAACUGUUGCAUUGGGCAAUGGGGUCUUUCUUUGGAAUGCAGACAAUGGCACUAUCACAGAAUUAAUGGAACUAUCUAUACCAGAGGAGUACAUCUCUUGUGUAUCUUGGGUCCAGGAAGGUGCCAUAUUGGCUGUUGGAUUGAGUACAGGAGUUGUUCAGCUUUGGGACACAGAUCAACAGAAACUUGUUCGUUCUAUGACUGGCCAUGCAGCCCGUGUUGGGAGUAUGUCAUGGAAUGCCCACAUUCUUUCAAGUGGUUCUCGAACUGGUGCCAUCCAUCACCAUGAUGUCCGUAUUGCUAAUCAUCAAGUGGCUUUACUGGAAAACCACACCCAGGAGGUCUGCGGGCUCAAGUGGUCACCAGAUGGCAGACAUCUGGCUAGUGGUGGCAAUGAUAAUUUGAUCAAUAUCUGGUCCAACCAGAUGUCUUCAGCACCUCCUGUAUACACACUGACAGAUCACCAAGCAGCUGUCAAAGCUAUGGCUUGGUGUCCGUGGAAACCAUAUCUUUUGGCUACCGGUGGAGGAACUGCUGACCGCCAUAUUAGAAUGUGGAACAUACAAUCUGGUGCUAGUGUUGGGGCUUAUGACACAGAAUCUCAGGUUUGCUCCAUUCUCUGGUCAAGUGAACAUAAGGAACUGAUUUCUGGACAUGGCUAUGCGCUGAAUCAUUUGAGGAUCUGGAAAUAUCCCACUAUGACUAAAGUUGUGGACCUUGUUGGUCAUAAAUCACGAGUAUUGUGCAUGGCCAUGUCACCAGAUGGAACCACAGUGGCCAGUGCUGCAGCAGAUGAAACUAUUCGACUUUGGAAAUGUUUUGCUGUGGACAAACAGGUCAAGAAAGCUGCAUCAAAGCCAGAGAAGAACUUGACCUCUGGCCUCAGCAUGUGCAUCAGAUAAAGACAAAAUCUUAUACUGGACAAUGUCAUGAAUACAUUUUGAAUGAAAAACCUGUAAAUGUAUGAGAAUCUCCUGAGACUGCUGAUCUCAUUAUCAAAACUUUGAACCUUGUGUAAUGCUGUAUUCCUGAUCUUACCGGUACUAAUGUCAUUUACUUGUACUUUUCCAAGUUCACCAUUUUCUGGUCACUUAAUAACUCAGGUAUUUAAUGCAAAUUAUGAUGUACAUAAUGACUCACUUUUUUGCUUGUAUUUUAUACUAUAAAAUUUAGUUUUUCACUUUUUUUUUUCUUACUACUUUGUGACUUAAAGCAUUUAGUUUUUCAUAACAUAAUAUUUACGUAGAGAUUUUUACUUUGUUUACACUGAUAUUUAGAAUUCAUUUUUUUUUUAUGUGAAUUAAAAAAUGAAUGAGAAUUCUAUGUGAAUUAAAAAAGUUUUUAAUGCA